CUCACACGUGAUUGGAUCUUAGGCGGGACAUUUAUUGAAUGAAUAGCGGAAGUCGGGUAGACCGUGAGGCUGCAUUUUGACAGGUUUGAACGCAGAAUUAAGGGUCCCUUGUGAAUUCAAUCAGAAGGGCACACUGCUUGUAAACCAGCAUGGUGGAUUCUCAGUACUACCUCCCCAAUGACAUUGGGAUCUCCGUUCUGGAUUGUGCCGAGGCCUUCCGGCUGCUGUCACCUAAAGAGCAGCUGUACGCACAUUACCUCUCACAGGCAUCUUGGUAUGGCGGUCUGGUGGUUCUGCUGCAGACCUCACCAGAGUCUCCAUCCAUCUACGUGCUCCUGCAGAGAAUCUUCCGGAAGCAGACGCCUGCACAGCUGGACGCGGUGGCAGCUGCAGCAGGCCUGAGCUCGGAUGAAUACCAGGCAUUUCUUGUGUAUGCUGCUGGACUUUAUGCAAACAUGGGAAACUACAAGUCAUUUGGUGACACGAAGUUCAUCCCCAAUUUGCCAAUGGAGAAGUUUAAGGCAGUGGUAUGGGAAAGCCAGGCCUAUAAGGAGAAUCCUGUUGAGAUGGAGGCUCUGUGGAACAGCUGCUCCCAACUCCUGUACUCCCUGGAAGACAAGCAGAAACAGCUUGGACUCGGGGAUGAAGGGAUCUCCACAUACUUCUCAGGGAACUGCUGUUUAAAAGAUGCCGAGUUGGCCCAAAAAUUCCUAGACUCCAAGAACCUGAGUGCCUACAACACACGUUUGUUUAAGAAGGCUUCAGAAGGGAAAAGCUGCUACGAGGUGCGCCUUGCCUCUGCAGUGAAGAAGGAUUGUGCUGUUGAGGGUGAGGGCGAGACUUGCUGUGGCACCUAUGACUUUGAGGAUUCUGUGUUUUCUGUUCAGAGAGGAGACUAUGCAUAUCUUAUGGAGAAAGUCAGCCAAAACCUGGAAAAAGCUAAGGCUUAUGCUGCCAAUGAGAACCAGAGUCAAAUGCUGGAGGAGUAUAUAAGAAGUUUCACCUAUGGAUCUGUGGAUGCUCAUAAGGAAGGCUCCCGUUUCUGGAUAAAAGACAAGGGACCUAUUGUAGAGAGUUACAUUGGCUUCAUUGAGAGCUACAGAGAUCCAUUUGGUUCAAGAGGCGAGUUUGAAGGUUUUGUUGCUGUGGUGAAUAAGGCGAUGAGUGCCCGGUUUGCACAGCUGGUAAGUUCAGCCGAAGUCUUGCUGCCUGAGCUGCCCUGGCCAGCUGCGUUCGAAAAGGAUCGCUUCCUCAAACCUGAUUUCACCUCGCUGGAUGUGCUCACCUUUGCUGGUAGUGGCAUCCCAGCAGGAAUCAACAUUCCAAACUAUGAUGAUAUUAGACAAACUGAAGGCUUUAAGAAUGUGUCCCUUGGGAAUGUGCUGGCUGUGGCAUAUGCAACACAAAAGGAGAAACUCACUUUUCUGGAGGAAAAAGACAAGGAACUCUACAUCAAGUGGAAAGGCCCUUCUUUUGAGGUGCAGGUGGGGCUACAUGAGCUUCUGGGGCAUGGCAGUGGCAAACUCUUCAUGCAGGAUGAAAAGGGAAAAUUCAACUUUGAUCAGGCUGAGGUCCGUAAUCCAGAGACGGGGGAAUUGAUUAACAGCUGGUACAAAGGCAGUGAGACAUGGGACAGCAAGUUCUCCACCAUCGCUUCGUCAUAUGAGGAGUGUAGGGCUGAGUGCGUGGGGCUCUACCUCUGUCUGAACAAGCAGGUGCUGAGCAUCUUUGGCCAUGAAGGUGAAGCGGCAGAGGAGGUAGUGUAUGUCAACUGGUUGACCAUGGUCCGUGCCGGUCUGCUAGGCCUGGAGUUUUACACACCAGAGAGCAAGAGCUGGAGACAGGCUCAUAUGCAGGCUCGUUUUGUGAUCCUGCGUGUGCUGCUGGAAGCAGGAGAGGCUUUAGUGACCUUGAGCGAGACCACCGGGGUGGACGGCCAACCUGACGCCCUCAUCACGCUGGACCGCAGUAAGAUUGACACAGUGGGCAAGAGUGCCAUCCAGAAGUUCCUCUGCAGUCUGCAGGUGCACAAGUCCACAGCUGAUGUGGAGGGAGGCAGAGCUUUGUAUGACCGCUACUCUGCAGUGACAGCUGAUGGUGCUCACAAUUUCCUGCGACUCCGCGAGACUGUGCUGCUUCGCAAGGAAGCUCGCAAGAUGUUUGUCCAGGCUAACACUCGAGUCAAAGGUGAGGCUGUGGAACUGGAGGAGUAUGAGGCGAGUGCUGCAGGCCUGAUCCAGUCUUUUACCCAGCGCUUCACUGAGGAUGCUGAGGAACUGGAGGCUCAGCUGCUGGAAAUGGCCUCCAGAGACACAGCCUGCUGGUCUGAGAGCUAAUCUUUCAGAUGAUAACUGCCUUAAGCCUGCAGGUACAAGCUGCAUCAGAGAAAGAAAUGAUAAAAUGAGAUAGAAAGAGGCUGUAAAAGGUACCCUGGAAGUGACUGUAGGGGGGGGGGACCUAACUAACCCAGUUUUGCUGCCUACACAUGCACAAUGCUUAAUGCUUUGCUUGUUCUUCCACAAAGAACAUAACUGUUAACUUACUUUUUCCUCUCAGCUCUGUGUAUGCCAAUGUCAGUAAGUCAGGUUUUUUAUUUAGAAUAUGCAAUCACUCCUCUGUAUUUGAGAUGGGACCACAGCCUACGCCUCCCACACAGAUGGAUAUGUGUUAAAGCAUCGAUGAGAGAAAAUGUGCUGUGUGAAGGCGGAGUGGGAGAAUCACUUAUGUAACCUAAACCUGUUGCACUUCUGUGAACGUUUUAACAAAUACACUCUACGUAUCAAUCAUCUUUAUGUACUGAUCAGCAAUGCCUCACAUAAUCAACUGACAUCAAAUUUCGAGUUUAGUGGGAUGUUUAGGAGUUAUUGGACUUUGAUUUUCUUGAAGGAAUUAGACCUAAAAGAAGACUUCGAUUGCUGACGAGGGAAGCAUUUCCUACCAAAUAAAGUCAUUUUUCAGAGUC
Messenger RNA from Ictalurus punctatus (channel catfish), 2962 nucleotides. It is a transcript of the gene dpp3, whose product is annotated as dipeptidyl-peptidase 3. The coding region runs from base 150 to 2336 and encodes 728 amino acids. Lineage: Eukaryota; Metazoa; Chordata; Actinopteri; Siluriformes; Ictaluridae. Gene Ontology annotation, biological process: proteolysis. The transcript is spliced from 18 exons. The record is from RefSeq and is a predicted model, not a curated record. Gene Ontology annotation, molecular function: metalloexopeptidase activity; dipeptidyl-peptidase activity. Gene Ontology annotation, cellular component: cytoplasm.